AUGACGGUGUAUUGCCUCUACUACGUCUGCAUGGCUGCUCUCUCUCUCGUAGGACUGGCGCCCAAGUUCAACCGCGAAGACAACUUCGAACACGAGUGCUCAUGGCCGGCGAAUUGCUCUGGUUGUGAAAACAUCAUCACCGAUACUGGGUCGCGCCUUCAGACCGAAUCCUAUCCGAGCCUUGUCGAAAAGAUUACGCUGGUGGUCAACAAGACGCUCCUCACGACCCAAAGAAACUUCAUGAUACACAGCAGCAGCAUCCUCUUAGCGCUGUAUAUCAAACUCAGCGAGGCCAUCGAGAAGGAGCUGCCUUUGACAGACCUCGACCCGUCGCCAUCGUUCCAGGCGUCGCAUAGCUUGGUCAAUGCGAUGUCCAGAUUCAUUGAAGAGAUAUUGGUACAAGACACAGCUUUCCCUCAUAUUCUGAUUGCCAUACCCUCGGAACUACUCAGGGUCGAGCAGCAUACCAAUCAAGCGCCAAAAAGACGGUCCCUCUUAUGUACCUCGAUCAACAAUCUGAUACUGCUCCUGGGUCACCGUCUUUAUGAUGACGCGUCUAUUCAGAAAGACUUUAUGAAAAAUAUACGUGCUUGGAACGAGCUCGGCGCCGCCUUCGUGAAUGUGGCCAACACAUAUACAGAUAGGGAAGAGAGGCUGCCCUCUGAGCUUACCUUGUAUGCUCUCGACUGGUGGUACCAGUCCCCAGUCGAUGUCGAAACCUCGGUAUACGCGCGGAUCUUCCUGGCGACGUUCGACCAUAUGAUAAGCAUCAACAUCGAAGACACGAACAAAUUCCUCCACGAUUCGCUCGUUUCUGUCCAUGGCGCUGGGCAAGUUCUCGCUAGGAUGUGUGCGCAGUUGGAUAAUAAUGCCCUCCUCAAUGCCGAACUCGCAUUGGUAUUCAAAGGCUGCUCUGUGCUGUUGAUGGAAAGUAGUCUACGUCAAGAAGCGAUGGCAGAGGGAGCCUGGGACUCACUCUUCUCUGCUUGGUAUCGCCAAGUAGAUUCGGAGAAUCGUGCGUUGCAUCACGAUGUGUGGUGCUGCCUGUCCCUUAUACUUCACACGUCAAGUUUCCACCUCCAUCUGUUUGAACAGAGCGCCGGAAGUGGUGCUCCAGGCUCAUCGAAGACCUUGCAAACUGCUUUCAUGCCAGAGACUUACGACUUCUGUGCGUACGGCAUCACUCACCUCAUGAUGGCGCCUCCAGCGUCGCCCGAAUUCUUCGAGAACCUGCUCAAGCUAUGCAAAUACUACACACUCUUUGCGAAAUCACUUCCACGUGGGAAUGUACAACGCUCGGGCUCACGGCGUAACUCAAACCAUGUGAACGGACAAUCUCGGGACGGCACGGCUUUAGCAAAAGCAAUGCAGGACGUAUGGUGGCCCACGUGCGAAUAUCUUCGUUCAGUGGAGAAUGCUGGGGAUAUGACUUCGGAAGUCAGGGAGAUUUGGCAGGUGUGGCUGGCACUGGGCGCAUUUGUGGGGCUUGAUGAGCGCAAGGAGCGAGCGCGCUUCGAGAAGCUCGAGGCAAGCUCGCGAAGGGCUGCCGUUGCAUUUUGUGGUCGGGAGGGAUGCCGUUAUCAUUCGGAGAAGGCACCGGGGAGACUUCGUGUAUGCAAAGGUUGCGGCGAUACGGCGUACUGUAGCCAUUUCUGUCAGAAGACCGAUUGGAAGGAUGGAGGCCAUAAAGUGGUUUGCAAACGACUAACAUUCUGA
This is a messenger RNA of Peniophora sp. CBMAI 1063, 1716 nucleotides long. The record is from the annotation of a GenBank genome assembly. Lineage: Eukaryota; Fungi; Basidiomycota; Agaricomycetes; Russulales; Peniophoraceae.